AUGGAGAACUACACCUACAACAGUCCUACACUCCAGCUGGAGGGCUUGAAGGUCAAAGAUGAUUCAGUACGCCUUGUCUUUUUCCUGUUUCUGUUUUCCUACAUAAUUUUUAUGGUCAUGAAUCUGGGUAUUUUAACAAUCAUUUGCAUUGAAAAGAGCCUUCAUCAGCCCAUGUAUGUGCUGUUUUGUAACCUGACCAUCAGUGAUAUUAUAGGAAGUACUCACAUUUUACCCCGUCUCCUGUCAGACAUGUUACUGCCCCCUUCUGAGCGUCUCAUCAGUUAUUAUGAAUGCGUGAUUCAAGCUUUUAUAACACACAUGUUCGGCACCACUUCACACACUGUACUGAUGGUUAUGGCAUUUGACAGAUAUGUGGCCAUCUGUCAACCUCUGUACUACAGCACAAUAAUGACCGGCAGAAUGAUUGUAAAGCUGAUAGUGUUUUCCUGGGUGGUACCCUUUGUUUUUGUUGUGAUUCUGCUGGGCCUGACUGUAAGGCUGAACCGAUGCCGGACUCUCAUCACCAACCCUUUCUGUGACAAUGCCUCACUAUUUAAGCUCUCCUGUGAGAGUGUGGUUAUUAAUAACAUCUUUGGUCUGUCUUUCACUGUGCUGCUGUUUGUAUCGUCUAUUGGCUGCAUGGUUCUCACCUAUGGUAAGAUCACGGCAGUCUGUUUGGCUACUAAGAACAAAACACUGAACAGUAAAGCGAUGAAGACCUGCAGCACUCAUCUGGUUGUGUAUCUCAUUAUGUCACUAAGUGGCAUUACGAUUAUUGUUCUCCAUCGGUUCCCUCAAUAUUCAGACUACAGAAAACUCUCUGCCAUUCUGUUCGUUAUUGUGCCAGGCAGCCUGAACCCUAUUAUUUAUGGUUUACAGUCCAAAGAAAUAAGAAGUUUCUUAUACAAACUAUUUCUUUCUUGA
Fundulus heteroclitus (mummichog) is the source of this 924-nucleotide messenger RNA. Its product is annotated as olfactory receptor 52N5-like. Gene Ontology annotation, biological process: G protein-coupled receptor signaling pathway. The record is from RefSeq and is a predicted model, not a curated record. The transcript has a single exon. Gene Ontology annotation, cellular component: membrane. Lineage: Eukaryota; Metazoa; Chordata; Actinopteri; Cyprinodontiformes; Fundulidae. The coding region runs from base 1 to 924 and encodes 307 amino acids. Gene Ontology annotation, molecular function: olfactory receptor activity; G protein-coupled receptor activity.